UCAUUUUUUAAAGCAUAAAACUUGUGCUGCCACUCGAAGAUACAAAACUAGAUCAUUUCAUUUCUUUCACGGAACCAUCUGGACAGAAUACCACUUUGAGAUGGGGACUUUUAAACCUGAGGAUUGUGAAGUCUUUGCUGAGUUCCGUGGAAUUCUAAUAGAUAAACGUUUCACCAAAUAUUGGGAUGAUGUUGAAACAUUCCUGGCGAGACCAGAUGAUCUCGUCAUUGCUACUUAUCCUAAAUCUGGUACCACGUGGGUUAGUGAAAUUGUGUACAUGAUCUAUAAGGAAGGUGAUGUAGAAAAAUGCAAGGAAGAUGCAAUUUUUAAUAGAGUACCUUACCUGGAAUGCAGAAAUGAAGAGUUAAUAAAUGGAGUAAAACAAUUAAAGGAGAAGAAAUCUCCUAGAAUAAUAAAAACCCACCUGCCACCCCAGCUUCUUCCAGUAUCAUUUUGGGAGAAGAAUUGCAAGAUGAUCUAUAUUUGCCGGAAUGCCAAGGAUGUGGCGGUUUCUUAUUAUUACUUUUUCCUAAUGAUAACGAGUUAUCCAAAUCCUGAAUCCUUUUUGGAAUUUGUGGAGAAAUUUAUGCAAGGACAAGUUUUGUAUGGUUCCUGGUAUGAUCAUGUGAAAUCUUGGUGGGAAAAGAGUAAGAAUCCAUCUAUACUAUUUAUGUUCUAUGAAGACAUGAUAGAGGAUAUCAGAAGAGAAGUGAUAAAAUUGAUAAAAUUUUUGGGGAAAAAUCCUUCAGAGGAGCUCAUGGACAAAAUCAUUCAGCAUACUUCAUUCCAGGAGAUGAAGAACAAUCCAUCCACCAAUUAUACAACAAUGCCGGAGGACAUGAUGAGCACCAAAGUAUCACCUUUCAUGAGAAAGGGAAUUGUAGGAGACUGGAAGAACCACUUUACAGUAGCACUGAAGGAGAGGUUUGAUGAGCACUAUGAGCAACAGAUGAAGGAAUGCACCCUGAAGUUUAGAGAUAUGCUCUGAGUUGUUUCUUAAUCUUAUAUCUGAAACUGGAACAUUCUUCAAUUUAUCCUCCAGUUUAUGCUGGUUUGUCUUUCCAUAGAAGUAAAAAUCUUUUGAAGGCU
Molecule: messenger RNA, 1089 nt
Organism: Alexandromys fortis (reed vole)
Lineage: Eukaryota; Metazoa; Chordata; Mammalia; Rodentia; Cricetidae
Product: sulfotransferase 1E1
Exons: 8
Coding region: 101-988 (295 amino acids)
Biological process (GO): sulfation
Cellular component (GO): cytoplasm
Molecular function (GO): aryl sulfotransferase activity
Source: RefSeq, a predicted model, not a curated record